Messenger RNA from Ipomoea nil (Japanese morning glory), 2652 nucleotides. RefSeq names its product pentatricopeptide repeat-containing protein At4g32450, mitochondrial. Gene Ontology annotation, molecular function: protein binding; RNA binding; zinc ion binding. NCBI's taxonomy places the organism in Eukaryota, Viridiplantae, Streptophyta, Magnoliopsida, Solanales, Convolvulaceae. Gene Ontology annotation, biological process: RNA modification. The coding region runs from base 110 to 2167 and encodes 685 amino acids. The record is from RefSeq and is a predicted model, not a curated record. The transcript has 3 exons.
CCUUGGGCAAAACCCUUACCCAACUGUCAAAAGCCCUCCUCCCUGCUUGGACUUCAUUCGUCCAUCGCCGAUCGCUUUUCGCCGUCCGCCGUCCGCCGUAAGCCGUCAGAUGUAUAGAAGCAAGGCGACGCUUCUGAGCAUCACCAAUCUCAGAAUACUGACCAAAGUAUGUAGGCCGUCUUCCGUUUCUUCGGAUUCCGCUACACCCCUUGGUAGUUUCUUGAGAAACCUCAGCAUUGCGGCUGAAAAAUCAAAUUUUUGUAAUGAUUCCAAUGAUUUUGAUCGGGAGAAUUAUGUUCAAACUCGCAGUAACUGGCGUUUUCAGCAAAACCCGGAUGGAUUUUAUAAUGGAAAUGUGAAUGCUACUGCGCAAAGUGGGAGUUUUCCCCCUGGCUAUGUUGAAUAUGAGCAUGGAAAUGAGUUUAAGCAGAAUCCAAUUGGGCAAAAUGAAAAUUCUAGCAGUUACACUUGGGGAAAUUCUGGGAAUGUAUGGGAAAGUUCAGGUGGAUUUAAUGCUGAAAGUUCUAGGGCUUUACAGGGCACAGGUCCCCAUACAGUUAAUAACAGAGAAUUAGCCUAUAUGCAGCAGCAGCAACAACAACAUUACAGUGUUCAUGGUAAGAGUGAAAUUGGAUCAUCAGGGAAUGUUAUUGGCUACAAUGGAAAUGUGAACAAAGGGUUCGAGAAUAACAUGAGUGGUUAUUUUAAUGGCAACCAAAGACAGCCACAAAAUGUAGGCAGCUAUCAGUUGGGGGAUCAUCCGAAUGUUCCUAUGUAUCAGACUACUGGUGCCUUGAACAUGCAGUAUGGGCAGGAUAACUAUCAUGCUGGAAAUACUGGAGGAUAUCAGCAACACACAAGUGGGACUAACUAUCUUAAUGCUGGAAACCCUCAGUGGAAUUCAAAUGAGUUGCAGCAGGAUUCUACAGUGGAACCCCAAGUUCCUAGGGAUGAAGGUGAUGGAAGCAUAAAAGGCACGACUGAGGAACUUGAUCAUUUCUGCAAAGAGGGAAAGAUUGAGGAAGCAGUUAAGGUUCUGGGUUUGCUAGAGCAACAGCAUGUUGCAGUUGAUUUACCUAGAUAUCUAUCUUUGAUGAUGUUGUGUGCUGAGAAUAAAGUUUUAGAAGAGGCUAAAUCAGUUCAUAAACACCUCACGAGAUCAGGAAUUCAUUUGGAAGUCAAAACUUAUAAUAAAAUUCUUGAGAUGUAUGGUAAAUGUGGCUCCAUGGAUGAUGCAUUUGCAGUAUUCAAUCAAAUGCAGAAACGUAAUCUUACAUCCUGGGACCACAUGAUUACUUGGUUUGGUAGAAAUGGUCAAGGAGAAGAUGCUAUUGAAUUAUUCUCUCAAUUUAAAGAAUUGGGAUGGAAACCUGAUGCUAAAAUCUUUUUGGGGGUCUUCUCAGCAUGUGGUGAAGUGGGUGACAUCAUUGAGGGAAUGCUGCACUUCGAAUCAAUGAGCAAGGAUUAUGGCAUUGUUCCCUCCUUGGAGCAUUAUGCGAGUGUGGUAAACAUGAUGGGAAGUGCAGGUUAUUUGGAUGAAGCUCUAGAAUUCAUAGAAAGGAUGCCAAUUGAGCCAAAUGUGGAUGUUUGGAAAACCAUGAUGAAUUUCUGUAGAAUUCAUGGAAAUAGUGAGCUUGGGGAUCGUUGUACCGACAUCGUUGAGAUCCUUGAACCUUCUUGCUUGAAUGAACAAUCAAGGGCAGGCUUAAUACCAGUCAUAGCUUCAGACCUUGUAAAAGAGAAAAAAAUACAGAAAUCAGCUAGUCAAAGUCUUCUAGAGGCUCGAAGUAGGGUACAUGAAUAUAGAGCCGGAGAUAGAUCUUGCCCAGAUCAUGAAAAAUUAUAUGCUCUUUUGGGUGGGCUAAAGCAACAAAUGAAAGAGGCUGGUUAUAUACCAGAAGUUAAAUUUGUGCUUCAUGACAUUGAUCUAGAAGGUAAGGAGGAAGCUAUUCUGGCACAUAGUGAGAAACUUGCUGUUGCUAGAGGUCUCAUUGAUAGUCCAGCUAGGUCAUCAAUACGGAUCAUAAAGAACCUUCGUAUUUGUGGUGAUUGCCAUAGUGCAAUGAAGAUCAUCUCUAAACUGGUUGGUAGGGAACUUAUUAUACGUGAUGCAAAGCGGUUUCAUCAUUUCAGAGAUGGAUUGUGUUCUUGUCGUGAUUAUUGGUGAUAAUGAUGGACUUAAAGUGUUUGAAAUGCAUUUUUUGGGUGACCCCCCAGGAUGCGGCAAACUGACAUUUCCCCGGGGAUGCUCCUGUAGAGUGAUACUUCUCUUUGGCGAUUGCAGCAACAACAACACCUGGUGCUCGGGGCAGUCGCAUGUUUGGGCAAUUUUUGUCUGCCCCAAUUGACCAAAAAAAAAAAAAAAAGUGGAAAAGAGAAAGAGGGGAGCUGGGGAGGGAGAGGUUGUAAGGGGAUAUCAAGACUUAAAGGUCAUAAGAGAGUAGUAGGUUUCUGUAGUAGGCUUAGUAAAUGAAAAUGAUAUAUUAAUACUGUAUGAGUCACCACAUUCCUUCUAAUAUAUAUUACCAGUGUAUUCAUAACAUUUAUUUUUCAUUCCUAAGACUAGUGUUCUACAUUAGAUUAUGGUAUUUUUCUUUCCAGGUCUCUUUUAUGCCAAAAUGAAUAAAUUGGGAAAAUAUGAGCUUUUGGCUC